AUGUAUGUACAGGUACUUGAUGUUUCUGUUUUUUCAGUUUUCAAGAAUCAUUACGACGAUGUUGUCGAAGAAUAUGUUGACCACAAUGGACCAAGAACAUUUCAAAAUAUUGGUUAUAUCUGGUCAGAUAAUUCACCAUUUUCUCUUCGUACAAUGCCUGGCUCCACAUUUGAUCUAAGUUCAGCUGACUCGGAAUCGUCAACCAAUGGUGAUAACGAUACAGAAGAUUGUAUUGAUAUUGUCGCUGAUAAAGCAACAGAACAACAACAACACACUCAGUCAUUAGCAAUACGAUCAAAACAACUAACAUUGUUCAAUAUGUGGAAAAAAUAA
Molecule: messenger RNA, 333 nt
Organism: Rotaria sp. Silwood2
Lineage: Eukaryota; Metazoa; Rotifera; Eurotatoria; Philodinida; Philodinidae
Source: the annotation of a GenBank genome assembly